Messenger RNA from Myxocyprinus asiaticus (Chinese sucker), 3222 nucleotides. Its product is annotated as DNA-binding death effector domain-containing protein 2-like. Bases 196 to 1311 code for a protein of 371 amino acids. Gene Ontology annotation, biological process: regulation of apoptotic process; extrinsic apoptotic signaling pathway via death domain receptors; apoptotic process. Gene Ontology annotation, molecular function: protein binding; DNA binding. The record is from RefSeq and is a predicted model, not a curated record. The transcript is spliced from 6 exons. Gene Ontology annotation, cellular component: nucleolus. Lineage: Eukaryota; Metazoa; Chordata; Actinopteri; Cypriniformes; Catostomidae.
UACAGAGAUGAAGAUCUGCGACUGUGCAGAGAUCCUUCCACAAAGCUGCGUGACACACCAGUGUUUUCUAUCUAGUUGAGUGGUCGAAGGCUUUCCGAAGGACUUGAACAAGACAGUGGACACAAUCGAGCAAAAUAAAACUUAAGAACCAUUUGACCUUUGGACGAUUAGAGAUUUUUCUGGAGGUCAGGGACCAUGGCUACAGCACAAAGCACAAGAUAUUCUUUGUACUGGGAGGAAACUGAGUGCCUGAGCUACUAUGAAAUGUUGUCCCUCCACGAGAUCUUUGAGAUCGUGGGCUCCCAGUUUACAGAGGCCGAUGUCGAGGUUUUGUCGUUUCUCAUCGAUGAAACCUAUCCUGGGAAACAUCCACUUGACCCAGAGGGAUGGACUGAAGAGUUACCACCAGGGCCUGAUGGAACUCCCCAGUCUAAUUCUCCAUGCCCCCGGAUUUUGAAGACAUGGCGAAAGAUACAGCCACGGAAUGAGCCAUGCCCCAUCGCCUGUCGCCACCGACCCAAGAGUGGUGUGGAACUGCUGUUAGAGUUGGAAAGACGAGGAUACUUGAAUGAGGGAAACCUCGAACCUUUAUUGCAGUUGCUACGAAUUCUGACUCGACAUGAUGUCUUGCCCUUUGUCUCACAUAAGAAAAGAAGAACUGUGUCCCCAGAGCGAGAGACAAAUGACUACCCAGAAGUGGGUACCACAGGGGACAGACAGAUCAGCUCAAACACAAACACAGAUAUACCAUCCUUGGAAAAUGCACAAGACCACCAGUGGAUAACAGGUGCUGGCUCUUCUGUGACAGUGACCACCCCUGCCCGACGGAAGCGGGGUAGAGGUCGCUACUCAAGCAGAAAAUCUAGGGGCAAGCCUGAAAUUGAACCUCAGCCAACACCCAAUAAAGUGACCUGCGAUAUUCGGCUACGUGUGCGUGCGGAGUACUCUGAACACGAGUCGGCACUACGUGGAGGAGUUUCGUCAGACAAGCAGCAGCCAUUGGAGAGGCAGUUUGAACUGUUCCACCAAGCAAGUUCGCUGCUUCGCACCCGGGACUUGGGGUCUAUUGUCUGUGAUAUCAAGUUCUCUGAACUUGCCAACCUGGAUGCUUUCUGGGCAGAUUAUCUGAGUGGGGCACUACUCGAGGCUCUGAAAGGGGUCUUCAUCACAGACUCGUUAAAGAGAGCUGCGGGACAGGAGGGGGUCAGACUGCUUGUCAGUGUGGAUCAGGAUGACUAUGAGGAGGGCAGGAAGCUGUUGCUCAGCAGCCAGGCACACAAUGCAACAAACUGGGGAACAUAUAUGCCUUGAGUAAUGGCAGAAUCACUUAGGACCUUCAUCAAAGUUGGAUGAAGAAAUUGUGUUUUGCCUUUUUAUUUAAUUGCUGAUGGAGCAUUGGUGACGCUGCUUGGAUGGUGCUUAUUGGAGGGCCACUUUGUUGGACACUGAUUUUUUUUUUUUUUUCCCUAAAAGAUAAUUAUUCUUAAUCAUUCAGGAUCUAAUGUGGGGUUGUUUCUUGUACUGCAGGUCAGUUUAGAAAUGGACAAACACAAUACUACACCCAUAUACACAGAUCCUCCCUCCAGGAUGUUCUAUGAAUGCCACUUACUGUGCUACAGGUGGUAUAUGGAUGUGAAGUUAAGGGUUUCCAUAAUGUAAUGACAUUUUUGAACUUAACCCUAGUAAUUAAAGAUAUACACUACCAGUCAAAAGUUUUGAAACACUCAUUCUUUAUUAUAUAUAUAUAUAUAUAUAUAUAUAUAUAUAUAUUUCACAUUUUAGAAUAAUAGUAAAGUCAUCAAAACUAUGGAGUAACAUAAAUGGAACUAUGGGAGUAUGUUGUGACUAAACAAAAUCCAAAAUAAAUCAAAACGGUGUUAUAUUUUAGCAUCUUCAAAGUAGUCACCCUUUGCCUAGAAUUUGCAGAAAUGUACUCUUGACAUUUUCUCAACCAACUUCUUGAGGUAUCACCCUGGGAUGCUUUUUAAACAGUACUGAAGGAAUUCCCAUCUAUGUUGGGCACUUAUUGGCUGCUUUUCUUUAUUAUUUGGUCCAAGUCAUCAAUUUCAAAAACGUUUUUUUUUUUUUUUUAUUACAUUUUAGUUUUAUAAUGAAAUUAAUAUGGUGGCACAAUUAUAUUUUUGUCUACAAAACUAAUUUCAAACAUUUAAGCAUACGCCUUCAGAUCAAAAGAUUUUUAAGAUCAUGAGAAACAUUUCAGUCAAGUGUUUCAAAACUUUUGACCAGUAGUGUAUGUUAAACUUGUGUAAAUGGUAAAUGUGAAACACCCUUAAUAGGAAGGGGAGGAAAGACUAGGAAGAAAUAUUCUUAUAUCUUUUCAAAUAUAAUUUUGGUGAUAAGAAUCACCAAAAAUUAACUGUUAUCCCAUUGAAAUGUACAAGUCCCAUUUCCAUUGUAGUGUAUAAUAAAAAAAUAAAAAUAGAUGGAAGUAAUUAUAUUAGGAUGUUGGAAUUUCCCUUAUUGGGCCAAUGUAGUGUGAGGUAAAGAGUUUUUUUAAUGACAGUGCUAACCUAGUGGUUAAGAGUUUGGGUUGCCAAACUGGUAUCAACACUUCGGAGGACAGAAUCCUACACUUUUACCGCCUAGAUCACUAUUGAAAUCUUGAAAAUAAUACUUGAUUGGGCUAGGUCUUUCAAAGGGGCCCAUAUAUACACUGGACACGGCAUUGAAUAUUGGGAGAUGCCACAAGAUUGGUAGAGACUUAUUCUGACCUAUUAAAAAAAGAACGACUUUCUGCAGUGUGGAUGAUUUGAAGACCAUAUUCAUCCUAAAUACUCAAUAACGUCCUUUUCCCCCAGUCACCCACAAGAUAACAGUCAUGGAUUAACAGGGCUUCUAGAUGCCUUUGUAAAUGGUUGAUAGACCAGAUAGUGGAUGGCUGGUUGGACUCCAGCCUUGACACACGACCAGACAGAACUCUGGUGUUAUUUCUAAACUGGUGUGAUGUAUUGGCCUAUUUGUUAUCAUUGUACCCUGUUGAAAAGGAAUGCAAAUAAGAAAAUAUAAAAUGUAUGUAGUAGUUAGUGGUGAUUUGAAUUUGGAACAGUACAGUCAUGUGACUGAUACUUGGGAAUUGGCAGAGCAACAUUUUUCUAAAUUUUUGUGUUUUUUGUUUCAUUGUUUUUGUUCAAUAGGAGAUAUCCAGUUUGAGAAAAUGUACUUUUAUGUAAAUAUAAUUUUUAAUAAAGUAUUGUCAGAAAA